GUCUUAUUGUCUUCAUUUUCAAGCGUUUUGCUUUAAAAUUAAAACUAUUUACAGUGAUUUUGGAAGUUAAAAUAAUUGUUAAAUUCUUGCAUUUUUAAAGUUAACAUUAUGUCAUGUUUUAUAGAAAGGAUAUUCCUGUAGACACAGAUUAUAAAAUGGCUUUCACAUUUGCUGCGUUCUGUUAUAUAUUAGCCUUAGUAUUAACUGCUUUUCUAAUAUUCUUUGCAAUAUGGCAGAUAAUUGCGUUUGACGAGUUGAAAACCGAUUACAAAAACCCAAUUGACCAAUGCAAUAGUUUGAACCCGUUGGUCUUACCAGAAUAUGCAAUCCACGUUUUCUACAACUUAUUGUUUCUAUGGGCGUUUGAAUGGCUAACGGUUCUCCUUAAUCUGCCGUUAAUAGCUUACAAUGUAUACCGAUACAGCAAGCGUCCUGUGAUGUCCGGCCCCGGUUUAUACGACCCCACCACCAUCAUGAAUGCUGAUAUAUUGUCUUACUGCAUGAAAGAGGGCUGGGGAAAACUGGCUUUCUAUCUUCUUUCAUUCUUCUACUAUUUGUACAGGUGUUUUGCAGGAUGAUUUAUGUUCUGGUGACAUAUUGAGUUUCGAGGGAAAAGAAAAAAAAUGGAUAAUUUAUGAAUUUUUGGGAACGAUUCAACCAUUUGUGCCAGAAGCUGCAACACAGACAAUCUUUAUAUUUGGGGCAGAAAACCAAAAGUUUCUGAAACAUCUAUUCAAGUGUUUACCCAUGUGCUAAUCUUAUCAUAUUAUUAACUAUCGGUACUUCAAUGUUUGGCAGUCACGUUUAUAAUGCAUUAGCAUGUAAUCUUAACCUGAUGGAGCCACAGUGUAAAACACAUACAAAUUACACCAACAAUAUUUAUAUGAUUUCACAUUCAAGCUGGACCAUGAGAUUUAAUAUUAAAUAUUGAAGCAUUUAUGUUUUACACGUUCCGGCUGCAGUUUAUAUCAUUGUAAUUUAGUUUGUGCGCGUUGUAUAAGGAUUAUGCUGGCGUGUCAGAAAUAAAAUCAAUUUGCCAUGUA
Messenger RNA from Ciona intestinalis (vase tunicate), 1043 nucleotides. The record is from RefSeq and is a predicted model, not a curated record. Lineage: Eukaryota; Metazoa; Chordata; Ascidiacea; Phlebobranchia; Cionidae.